Messenger RNA from Bactrocera dorsalis (oriental fruit fly), 11650 nucleotides. RefSeq lists its product as uncharacterized. Gene Ontology annotation, biological process: DNA integration. The transcript is spliced from 2 exons. The record is from RefSeq and is a predicted model, not a curated record. The coding region runs from base 6877 to 8454 and encodes 525 amino acids. Lineage: Eukaryota; Metazoa; Arthropoda; Insecta; Diptera; Tephritidae. Gene Ontology annotation, molecular function: nucleic acid binding.
AGUGAUUGGGACAUAUGAAUAUGAUUUAGUAUAUUGUGGAAAUAGAUAAGCUAAAUGAAUUCGAUAUGAUAUUAGGAGAACAGGGACUUGGAACUCUUAAGCCAGAAGUGAAUUUAUUUGAUUAUAUUAGGACACAGGCAGAGGAUCCAAUAUGAACAAAACAAUAUCCAUACGUACGUGUACGGCUCAAAAGCAUGUCGAAUGAGUGUUUUAGCUCUUUGGCCGGUAUGCCCGCCAGUACGCCGGUGCAAGCCUUUUGAAUGGCCUCUACGUCUGCAUUACGCUUUCCUUUUAUGGGCAAAUGCAUUUUUCCGAAAAUGAAGAAGUCGAACGGUGCCAUAUCAGGUGAAUACGGGUGCCGUUAAUGGUUAAAAUGUGAUUUUUACUCAAAUAAUCGGUCAUAAUGAUGCCCUUCGAAUGUUGGAUUCUGAGCAAUUUUUGGUCGUCAUGUUGAUCGUCAUUUAUGUCCUCACGACCACUUUGAAAACAUUGAAACCACUCGUGCACUUUGCUUCGAGAUAGGCAAUCAUCGCCAUAAUCAUGUUUCAUCAAUUGAAACGUUUUGGUAAAAGUUUUGCCAAUUUUAAAGCAAAAUUUAAUGUCAUCUCUUUGUUCGAAGUUCAUUUUCGCACCGAUAACACAACCAUACUGACACUUAGAACGCAAAUAUCGUUACUUCUAAUAGAUGAAAUGUCAUGACAUUCUCAUUAGACAAUCGAUAAAGAUAGCAGAUUCUAACGCACCAUGCCGCGACAUAUAGAUGGCGCCACCAGGGGACGCUAGAUUCAAAAAGUCCUGUUUACUUUGGAACACACCUUGUAUUAAUAUUCUCUUCCUCAACAUAUUGAACAAGUUUCAACUCUAAUAAAAGCACUACAUAAAGCCAAUAUGAAAAUUUCAGAUUUUUUCAAGACUCAAUAGAGUAUCUUGGCCACAUCAUUAAGAAUAAUAUGAUUACUGUGGAUCUUAACAAGAUCGAAACAAUAAAAAACUUCUCUAUUCCAAAAACUCUUAACGAACUAAGAUCAUUUUUAGGAUUAGUUAGUUAUUAUUAGCUAUUUAGUAGGAAUUUUGCAUCUAUCACUAAACCUAACCUAACUAUUCAUAUAAGAGGAGAUCAAGGAAAGAUAAGAAAAAAUCAGAACGCCAAAGUAGACAUAAAAAAGAGGAGGCAGCACUGGAUGCACCUCAAAAGAUAAAAAUAGCACUUCGGGAGCAAACAGAACUCUUUUAACCAGAUUUCUCGAAACCAUUUGAUUUAACUACUGAUGCCGGUCAUUUUGCUAUUGAAGCAGUCCUAUCUCACAAUAAACCACCAAUUGCCUUAAUUUCAAGAACAGUAAAUGAUAGUGUACAAAUGAGAACCCUCCCCCGGACAUCCACACAUACACCACACUAUCACACCACAUCAACUCAACUUCACAACACUGAGUCGGAAUUACGCGUGUGCGAGCAUCUUUGAACGGCAUUUGUGCCAUCCUCCAGUUUCAACAUUUUUUCAUACUGAUUUUACACAGCAUUUUUUAAAAUUGUACAUAAGCAAAAUACAACCGCAAUACAAGUACCUAUACUAGUGCACGCCUAUGCACAUUGAAGCAAAUCCAUUUUUCCAUUUUCUAUAAAACCAAACUUGGUGGUCAUCGAGAAGGUGAGUGUGUGUGAAAAUUAAGAAUUCGAAGUGCACAGAAAAAAGUGAGGUUGUGAUAUUUACAUGGUCCUUCGAGGCAAAAAGAACGGCACAUUGGUGAAACGUUAAAAAAAAAAAAACCCUAAAGGAGAAUAGUGUAGUGAAAUCGGUGUUAGUAUACCUGUUAUACAACUAAAACGAAUUUUUAUGUGCACAAAUCAACAUUAAAUGAAAACAGAAAAAAAGAAAAACCACUAACCAUAGGUAAAAGUGCGUGCAAACCAACACUAAAUACAAUAAAUACGGGCACGAACUCAAAAACAAAAAAAAAUAAUAAAAUAAUAACAAUUAUAAUUAUAAUACGGGCGCGAACUCAAAGCUAAUAAAUAAAUAAAACACCCUAAAUACAAAUAAAACAAGAGAAAACGUUAACGUCGGCUGCACCGAAGCUAAUCUUCACAGGGUCUCCGACGCUUCCUUCUGGAUGUCACAAGCUGCUUGGUAAACAAACAUAUACAAGACAGCGGAACGCCGGCGUAGGAAGGAAAUCCCACCAGAGAAGCAAGAAAAGGAUACACACCACUUUUCACCAAAUUUCUGAACCCAAACUCCUUGAGGAAAAUCAGAGUGAGUGCAUCAAUUCCACUUUUGAUUUCAUUUAUUAUAUGUAUGUAGCGUUGCACAAAUGGUCAAUAUAAAAGAACCGAAAGAAAUUAAACCCGUUUUAUAAAAACGGUUUGUAAAAAUUCUAAAUCGACGGCAAAUUUAAGUACCGGUAGAAUCCAAUACGGCACAUAAUAUAUAUGUAUAAGUAUAUGUAAAUAUAUUUAACUAAACAAAUAAUUAUUCCUUGCUUUUUAAACUUACCUUCGUGUAUACAAUACACACAAUUCCCACAGAGAAAAAAUUCAAUAUUUUCAAUUUAUUUUCAAAUUAUUCUGGCAAUACCGCUCCAGUUCAUUAACUGUGAGAGGAACACUUGCCAAUUAUACGAACAACACCUCGUCAGCUUAUUAAGCUGUGAGAGGAAUUGCUUCCAAAAAGUAAGCAAAAAUCGCAAGAAGAAUACAGCAUAAAAGGGAAUAAGUACAAACAUACAUAUAUACAUAUCCUUAAGCGGAUUAUAUACAUUAUAUAACUAAAAUUGAUACCUAUACAUUAGGGUGUCCGUUAUUUACCAAGUUGGCUAUUUCCACUUGGGUAUCGUCAAAAUCGUUUCUUUUUGACCUAAAAACAAUUUUGGAAACAAAGAAAAAUUUUUUCGAUGCCGUUUAACCUUGCCUAGAUAAGGAUACUUUUCCCAUUUAAUUAACAUGGGAUUUUCGCACUAUUUAGCAAAUAAUUCUUACUGCGUACAUUAUACUCUUUAACUUACCAACAAUGCUCAAUUCUGCUUCUUGGUAAAUAACGGACACCCUAAUAUACAUAUGUAUAUACUAUAUAUACAUAUACAUAUAUAUUAUACAUUAGCGCUUUUGCGCAUAUUUCUGAACGCGAGUACACAACCGCGAAAUAUUUCGAUAUUGCCUUAUAUUCUCACAUGCGUAUACCUAUAAAAAUAGGAUACAAUUAAUCAAGAGAUAUUGGGAAAAUAUAUUUUGGUGCGGAAAAUCAAAGAACAUUGGUUGAGAAAUUAAAUAUUGCAAACUAAUUAUUUACCUUUGUACAUACAUACACACAUACACGGUCCAAUUUUGGCGAUUCCUAGCAUUUAUCUUGUUCCUUGUCACACAAGAACAAGCAUAAUUGCACAUAUGUAUUUUAUUUAACGCAUACUAUAUGCAAAUAAAAUCCACAAGUAUGUACAAAGGGUAUUGACCUAGUUUCAGUGCGCACUGAUACAAGGGCAUACGAAUAAAUCGAAAAAAAAAUAAUAAUUUUUCGAGAAUAAAUAAAUAAAAAAACAAAAAGGUUCGACGAACGAGAUAAAUACAAGCGAUAAACGCAUUAUUAUACAUAUUCUAUUGCGGAAAUAUAAGCUCUUAUUUUUUAAAAAGAGCGUUCGGUAACAUAUAUAUUUUACUCAUCCAAUUUUACGGAAAUAACAACUCUUAAUUAUUAAAAAGAGUUUCCGGUAAUAUCUCUAUUAAAAGAAAUUUUCUGAAUGAGCACUGAUUCAAAAGAAUGUAAAGCAGAAUUCUUAAGAAUUCCAAUAAUGAAUACUGAUGACAAAAGUCGGUGUACACCUGCAGAAGCUACACGCUCUAAGCAAGGUGCUACAAAGCAAAAAAGGGGAGAGACAUUUCUUAUAUUAAAUUCAUUUUUGAGAGUGACAGCUUGAUUAAAUACUGCGUCUUCACCGAUUCAGGACAAUCGGUACUAGAAAUAAAAAAUAAAUCUACUGACAAUUUUUGGACACGCCUCCAAGCUGCAUACGACGCAAUAGUAGAAACUGAUGAUUCAGAUCUACCUGAAAAUUUUAAAUCUUCGGCUUACGCCAAAUACGAAAAUUGCUUAGACCGCUAUGAAGACACAAAAGCAAUGAUCUCAGAUCAACUAAAACUUAUGAAGAGUAGGGUUACCAUAAUUGCAAGCCCAAGAGACAAGUUCAGGCAUUCAUAUCAAAGUGCCAGCGUAUGAUACGGAGAUAUUUCAUGGAGGUUAUGAACAAUGGCCGUCCUUCCGGGACAUGUUUACAGCCAUGUACAUAAACCAUCCAAAAUUAUCACAAGCGCAAAAAUUGUAUCAUCUCCGAUACAAAACUAAAGGUCAAGCAGGCGUAAUAGUCAAGCAGUUCGCAUUGAAUGACGACAAUUUUAAUUUAGCUUGGGAAGCUUUAAGACAAAGAUAUGAAAAUGAGAGAUUAGUUGACAAGCAAGUAACGAUACUGAUGAACUUGCCUAAAAUUCAAAGAGAAACCAGUGAAGAAUUCAUCAAACUAGAAUCCACUGUGUCAAAUUGUUUGUCGGUUCUAUCGACACAAAAUAUUCCCACUCACAAUUGGGAUCCUAUUCUGGUAAACAUAUGUACCGCCGCAUUACCAGAAAAAUCAUUACUUUUGUGAAAGCAAUCGCUCUCAUCAAGAAGAAAAUGCCCAACGUGGCAACAGAUGAAAGAUUUCUUAACUACCCAAUACGAAAUUGCGGAAAGGGUAGACAAAAAAGUAGUCAGAACUAAAAACGUUCAACAAGACCUAAAUCGAAGCUUCAAUAAACCCCAAGCCGGAGCAACAAUCAUUUAAACAGAAGCUUUUUCAAAACACAAUCGUUCACAUCUGAACAAAAUAAAUUCACGUCAUGCGAACUAUGUUCUGGAGGGCAUAAGUUCAAAGCUUGCGAGAAAUUUAAAAAAUUGAAUGUCAAUGAAAGGAAUAACUUUGUCAGGUCAAAAAGAUUCUGUACAAACUGCUUGUCCCACUCACACAUUCUUAAUACUCGCAAAAGCAAAUUUAAUUGCGUAUAUUGCCACAACAGGCAUCAUUCUAUGCUACAUCUCAAUAACUUUCCCAACACAUCUCAUAGUAGCGCUUUUUCAAAAAAAGCCACGGGUUUAGUUGCAACAGCAACUCCCGAAACAAAAACUCAAGAAAAUUGCCAAGAGACACCAUGUUGUUCAAAGGCAUUAAAAACUCAAACGCUACACAGCGAAAAUCAUAGUAGAGUACUACUACCCACAGCAGUUGUCUCCAUCGAACAUCGAGGAGAACUGUUCAAACUAAGAGCCCUAAUAGACCAAGGAUCGCAACGAUCAUUCAUAGCGUCUAGGCACAAACUAGGCUAAAACUGCCAACAAAACAUGACAACUAUGAGAUUACGGGAAUGGGCGGACGAGUAGUACAAAACUCAAGUAAAAUCUGCCCCAUUACCCUAAUCUCCACCAAAGCGGAUAAGCGCAUUCAAGCAAAUGCUAUUGUCUUACCGCAACUAACAAACAUGCUUCCAAGCUAUCAAAUAAAUAGCAAGCAUUGGGAUAAGAUUUCACAUCUGACUCUAGCAGAUCCCAACUGCAACACGCCCGCUCAAAUAGACCUUCUAUUAGGCAGCGAUCUUAUAUCGCAAAUUAUACUAGAAGGUGUUGAAAAAAUUUCGAAAACACUACUGGCGCAAAAUACCAUUUUCGGAUGGGUCCUAAGUGGACUAGUUGCGGAACCAGUCACAGCAAUGACAACUCAAGUUGAGGAAAUCUCAAACGAGUACCUCAAUUCACAACUGAGAAAAUUUUGGAAGUUAGAAGAACUCCCCUCCAUUUUAAUUACAACACCGGAAGAUCAGUGUUGUGAAGACUUUUACAAAGCCACAACUACUCGAUCAGAUAAUGGUCGGUAUGUCGUACGACUACCACUAAAGCAACAACUUCCAGACACACACGCCUUAGGUCACUCUCGCGCCUCUGCAAUACAGCAGUUUUUUAAGUAUGGAAAAAAACCUACUUAGAAAAGGUGAGCUCAAAUAAGAAUAUGAUGGUGUAUUAGAAGAAUACCUUCAUUUAGAUCAUAUUGAGGAAGUAAGCCCAUGUGAAAAAAUCAUAAGAGGCAAAUAUUACUCUUUCUACUUGCCACGUCAUGCAGUAGUAAAGCCUGAGAAGAAAACAAUAAAAGUUCGAGUUGUCUUCAAUGCAUCACGAUCCACGAGCUCGGGUAAUUCCCUAAAUGAUAUUCUAUUUACGGGACCCACACUCCAACCAGAUUUAACGCUCCUCAUAUUGAACUGGCGUAUAUACAAAUACGUAUUCAAUGGGGAUGUCGAAAAGAUGUAUCGACAAAUACUGGUACAUAAAGAUGAUCAAGAUUUUCAGCGGAUUAUUUUCCGAAAAUCUGCCAAUAGUCCACUACGCGACUUUAAAUUGAAAACAGUUACCUUUGGCGUAAACUGUGCCCCAUAUCGAGCGAUUCGUACACUCCACGAAGUGGCAGAAGACACAAAGCCAGAAUUUCCACUGGCAACACAAGUCUUAAAAGCGCAAACGUAUGUAGACGAUAUCCUGUCUGGAAGCCACAGUCUUCCACAGGCAUACGAGACCUUAUCACAGGUAAUAAAUGCCCUCAAUACCGCAGGAUUUCCUUUAAAAAAGAUUACAGCCAAUCACCCAAAUAUUUUAAAAAAUAUUCCUAAAGACCAUUUGUUGGAUACUAAUUUCCUUAUAUUUGAAAAGGAAAGUACAACAAAAACACUAGGCAUCCAAUGGAAUGCGAUAUCGGACCAGUUUUCAUACACGAUUGAGUCCAUAUCCGCCUUAUCGGUAUUACAAAACGCUUAAUUCUCUCCUCUGUGGCAAAAUUUUUUGACCCCGCAGGAUGGCUUUCGCCAAUUAUGAUACAAGCGAAAAUCCUGAAUCAAGAAUUAUGGCUAGACGGAACCGACUGGGACGAACAAGUGAAACCUCUUCGCUUAGAAAAAUGGUCCCGGUUCCCUAAUAAUUUGAACGACAUCUCGAAGAUACAAAUUCCACGGUGGGUAAACUAUUCCCCCGAAUACAAAGUGGAACUACACGGUUUCUGCGACGCCUCUGAAAAGACAUAUUGUGCCACUAUAUAUGUGCGUACACAAAGCGAUGUCGCAACUACAAGCCACUUAUUAGCGGCAAAAGCAAAAGUUGCGCCUCUAAAAACGCUAAGUCUCCCACGACUUGAACUCUGUGGCGCUCUGCUACUAGCAAAGCUAUCUUCAAUGGUGCAGACCCACUUAAAAAUGGCGAAAUACAGAUUAUAUUUAUGGUACGAUUCCGAGAUAGUUCUAGCCUGGUUAGAAAAACCACCACAUGCGUGGAAAACUUAUAUUUCUAACCGAACAUCUGAAAUACUUGACCUAGUAGGAUCAGUCACAUGGCGUCACGUAGCCAGUGCUGACAAUCCUGCUGAUCUAGGUACAAGAGGAUGCAAACCUCUGCAUCUCGCUACUUCCACCCUCUGGUGGAAUGGCCCCCCAUGGUUAACAGAAUCUCCCGAUUCUUGGCCACAAUCGCCCAUGCGCAACAUACUUGCCCCAGAAAGUCGUAAAAUCGACACAUAUCAUGCAACACUGGAUGACACUGACAUCCUUGAACGAUUUUCAUCGUUCCCCCGAGCCCUCCGGGUAGUUGCCUAUAUGCUCAAGUUUUUAGAGCGGCUUAAACUUAAAGUUGAAGGAGCAACUUAUCUCCAUUGCGAUAAAUUGACGCACCAAGACUUACAAAAAGCAAAGGCCGCUCUUAUCGCAUCAACGCGCUACUUCAGCCGCGAUACAGAAUUACUAAGGGAAUCGAAGCCUAUCAAUAAAAAGAGCUCACUCUUAGUUUUAAACCCAUUUCUAGACACGACGGGUUUACUUCCUGCGAAUGGUCGGCUUGCUAAUUCAAGCCUAACGUACAAUGAACGCCACCCUAUAAUCAUACCAGAGAGGUGUCGGUUUGCCACUUUAUUUAUUAGAUAUAUCCACACACUAAUGCUCCAUGCCGAACAUCGCAUCACGCAACAUAUGGUCCGCCAAGAGCUGUACAUACCCCGACUGAAGCCCCAAAUAAAGAAGUGCAUUUUCAUGUGCAAAAUCUGCACUAUGCAUAAGCAGAAAAUGCGUUCGCAGAUUAUGGCAGCACUUCCACCUGAACGCUGCAAUUUUGCUCUGCCUUUCACUACUACAGGUGUAGAUUUUGCUGGGCCUUUUAUGAUAAAGGCAUCCAUGCUAAGGUCUCCUACCCUCAUGAAAGGCUAUGUGGCUGUUUUUGUCUGUUUCACGACAAAAGCAGUACACCUUGAGCUAUGUACGAAUCUGACGACGGGGGCUUUUCCUGCGGCUUUUGCUCGUUUCGUCGGACGACGAGGCUUUCCAUCAAAAAUCAUGAGCGAUAAUGGUAAAACAUUUAUCGGAGCUCAAAGAGCUACCGAAAAACAGUUUGUGGACUUCACAAAAUAAGUCUCUCCGGACAUUGUCCAAAAAUACGCUCCCCAAGGUCCCCUCACAUGGGCGGCUUAUGGCAGUCAGCUGUAAAAACUUCAAAUCUCAUUUCAAGAAACUAGCUGGCAACUAUAAAUUCAGUUAUGAAGAGUUCACGACACUCUUUACUACAAUUGAAGCCGUUCUUAACUCACGGCCUCUCGCUGCACUCUCGCAAGAUCCCUCAGACUUUACUGCCCUCACGCCAGGGCAUUUUCUUAAAGGCCAUUCUGGCCACACCUGAGCCAGGCGUGGAGUCUUAGGGUAAAAUAACUAUUGAAUUCAUUUAAAAAUCAAAUUUUACCUAUUUCUGACCAAAAAAACGUAGGCGUAUCAAGGAAAACAAUUUUUCCAAAUAGAGUACGUCAUACAAUCCACUACAAAGACAAGAAUGACUUAAUAGAAAAAUUUAAAGAAGUUGCAAUACCAACUGUCACCAACGCUUUAAAAAUAGACGGGGAAAUAUUAUUUCAUGUCAAAGAUGACAUUAUUGCUAAUUUUCCAACUUGCACAUUUGGGACCAAAACAUGAACGUAAACAGCAAUAAAACAACAACAACAACAACAACCAUGACGACGAUAACAGCGACGACCACGGACAUGAGUUACAGGAAUCCUAUAACGGAAUCCGAAGAGGACGAACUGCUUGCCUCCAGCCAGGAGACAAGUAAGAGUACUACCGGACGUACCAACCAAAGUACAUCGGUAGAUACAGCAGACAAAAUAUCAAAUUUACCAACUACCUCCAAGGCUGCUAUGAGCACCAACCAAAGUGCACUGGCGGCUAAAGGAGACAGCAAAAAGAAACGCAAAAAAUCCCAGAAUCAGCUGAGGAAAAACCGGUACCAGAGGGCGGUCUUCAUACUAGGGAAGAUAGCCAAAGACCAGGCGGCCGGUACUCCAGUUGAUGAGGCUGAAACGAAGCGCUUCAAAUCUAUCGUAGAGGAAUAUGAGAGCUACCUGAAAAGGAAGCAAUCACAACCUCAAGAACAGAGCAAAAAAGAGAGCACUUCUCAGAAGAGAAAUCGCUCCACAACAGAAGUACCCGGAGCUCAGCCCAAAAAACCGAGGAGGAGCGAAGGAGAACACAGCAGCACAACAACGGCAAGGCCAGAGAUAGCCUGCAGGUGGCCAUUAUAGAUGGGAAAUCCUCCUCUCCGAGCACUAUACAGGAGAGAUGGGUGGAGAUCGACGUCAGAUUGUCGAGUAUGGUGCCAAGCUAUGUACUCGACAAUCCGGCGGGUCCUCACCCGGAGUUUGACUCCUCUGAGACCCUCAGGGGCUACAGGGUCAUCAAGUGCGCGGACCAGGCCUCGCUUGAUUUCCUGACGGGUAGUGUUACUAAAAUUAGCAACGCCUUUGAAGGCCUCCAAUUGAGGCUUAUACCCGCCAGCGAUAUUCCGAAGAGGCCUCGGGCUCGCAUUUGGUUACCCCCACUAGAGGAGCCAGGCGAAAAACUCCUGGGGUGCAUUAAGCUGCAGAACAAAUCUAUACCUGGUAUAGAUGAGUGGCAGCUUAUCAAGGAGGAAAAACCAAAUAAAGCAAGCAAGCCAAUACUAGUGGCUAUUUGCGAGGAGUCCAUUGAGGCUCUGAAGAAGACUGACAACAAAAUCAGCUUCGGAAUACGCAAGGCCAGAUUAAAAAUCUUCCAAGGCGACAAAGCGGCUGACGAAGACGACACGGAAGAGGUCGACGACGCCAGCCAGUUGCUAAGGAAUGUGGACAUUGAAGAACCCCGGGAUGCCCAAUAAGAACAGCAUAAGGUGCGUACAGAUUAACCUGCAGCACUCGAAGAGUGCUACAGCGAAUCUGACAACCCUCAUGAACGAGGGGGGCAUCGACAUCAGCCUAAUACAGGAGCCCUGGGUCAAUGAAGAUUCCAUAAAAGGGCUAAACAGCAGCAAUUACAACCUGUUUUACACGCGGAACAGAGCACAGCAGAUAUCACAGUGGUGAAGGUGGAACAGAAGGAAAAGCCCUUCUUCUUGGUCUCGGCCUACUUGGCCCAUGACGAAGACAUACCACCGGCCCCGCUCACCAGGCUAGUAGAGGAGAACAAGAAGGAUGAUGUCCUAAUGGGGUGUGAUGCAAAUGCAAGGCACACCGUAUGGGGUAGCUCCAGUAUAAACACCAGAGGUGAGUCACUCUUGCAGUAUAUUUUGAUUAGUAAUCUAAGUAUUUGCAGCAAGGGCGAUAAGCCAAAAAAGAGAAGUCUCUUCCUUGGUGGAACAGUGAACUCAAGAAUUUGAGAACACAACUAAGGAAAGCUUUCAAUGAGAGUUUUAGAACCAAAAUCUGGCAGCCAUAUAAAGACCUUAUGAAGGAAUACAAAAAAGAAGUCCGGAAAGCUAAAAAUGACUCAUGGCGAACUUUCUGCACAUCGAUUGAAAGUUGCAGAGAAGCCGCUAGGCUGAGUAAAAUGCUAUCCAAAGACCAUAUUAAUACUGCCUACAUUAGGGCGGAGGGUAGUGAUUGGACCUCCUCUCUGGAGGUACUAAUCACAACACACUUCCCCGGGAGUCAGCAAACACCUUCAACGAGGGUUCAACCGGAACCACCGGUAAACGCAGCUGACUAUCGAGGCCAAAUAGUAGACAAAAGGAAAAUCAAAUAUGCCAUAAAUAGUUUUGCACCAUUUAAAGCGGCAGGUCCUGACGGGAUUAUGCCCAUAAUGCUGCAGAAACUGGUAGAACCAAUGGUUCUAAGGCUUGAAAAUAUAUACAGAGCAAGCAUUCAACUAUCUUACAUCCCAAGAAGUUGGAAAAGGAGUAAAGUUGUGUUCCUUCCGAAACCAGGCAGAAGAACACACGAGAAUGCCAAGGAUUUUAGACCUAUAAGCCUUACCUCAUUUAUGCUGAAGGUACUAGAAAGGCUAAUAGCCGUAAGAACAAUAAUGGCGGAGAAGUUAUCGAAGUCCCAACAUGCGUACAUAAAGGGCCGAUCGACCGAAACCGCCCUUCACGAGGUGAUAAGUGUGAUUGAAAAAUCACUACACCACAAACAAUACACCAUGGCUGCUUUUCUAGACAUAGAGGGCGCCUUUAAUAACAUAGAAGUAAAAACGAUAAUUAAUUCUCUGGCGCAUGGGGGCAUAGAUGACACUGUGUGCAGAUGGAUACUAUCGAUACUUGAGAAUAGGAAGAUUAUAGCUUCAAACGGCGCUGCAACACAAACAA